CAACCUUCGCUCCUCUAAGGGAAACAAACAGUCAGUCGACGUGUGGGUCGCAAAUUUCUGCAGUGAGGACUUUGUCUGUUUUCGCUCAACAGUUUCUUCUACAGUGUCACGUCGGUAAUACUUUCAAUGAUGUUUAACAGGCAAAACAGCCUGUGGAUGGGUGACUUGGACCCAUAUAUGGAUGAGAACUUUGUCAAGCAGGCCUUUAGUGGUAUGGGAGAGUCACCGUUGGGAGUCAAGAUCAUCACUCACAGGAUAACAGGUGGCUCUGCGGGUUACUGUUUUGUGGAGCUGGCAGAUGAAGCGAGCGUCGACCGCUGCGUACAAAGACUCAACGGAAAACUGGUCCCAGGAUCAAACCCGCCCAGGAAGUUUAAGCUAAAUUAUGCCACAUAUGGGAAACGUCCAGAAGCAGGGCCGGAGUUCUCAGUGUUUGUGGGAGACUUGGCCUCUGAAGUGGAUGACUUUCAGCUGCAUCAGGUCUUUAAGAAGUACCCUUCCUGCAAAGGAGCCAAAGUAGUCACCGACCAGUACGGCUAUUCAAAAGGCUACGGCUUCGUCAAGUUUGGUGACGAGAGCGAACAGAAGGCGGCGAUAGAGGAGUGCCAGGGAACCAUGCUGGGGGGGAAAACCCUGAGGCUCAGCAUCGCUGUGGCAAAAAGCCAAAAGACGACCUACCCAGCAGGCCAGACUCAGAGUUACAGUAGCUACAACCCGACACAGUCCGGUUACUACGGCAGCCACGCAGCAGGAAGUCAGGGCGGUUACUAUCCUCAGUGGGGGGGCUAUGACCAGUACAGUGGCUACAACAGCAGUGGUUAUGGCUACAACAGUGGAUACAACAGCGGCUACAAUAGCAGCUACAACAGCGGCUACAACUAUAACUAUGGGGCUUAUGGUUACCCCCCAUCAGGUCACAUGAUGCCCCCACCUCCCAUGGGGAUGCCUCCCAUGUCCACUGACAUGACAGGAGCUGUACAGCAGGGCCAGGAGCAAGCUGAAGAUGCUGAUGACGACAGCACAGAAGAGCCCAUCCCUGAAUGUGACGUGGAGCUGUGGAACAAGGACUUUAUGCAGCACAGUGAGGAGCUUUAUGACGCUUUGAUGAACUGUCGGUGGGAACCUUUGGACUCUGUUGACUCCCCUAUCCCAACCUUUUCCUGAUGUCUCUUUCAUCAACCAAUUCUUCAGUUCUUUUUUUAAGUCAUUUUUUUACGUCCAAAAUGUGUCGCAGCAAACACAUCUUAGAACACGCCGGCCAGAGCUCUGUGUCCUACAAAGAAAGGCUGGUCGUAGAUUCAGUCACUCUUCUUCCUCUGCAGACACUGCAAACAGACAUUGACUGGAUCAGAUUUGUCAGCCUUUUGGUAACAAACGGGAAGUUGGUGAAGAAGUACGGAUACUGUGAAGAUCAGGUGGUCUCUGUUCAGCAGAACUAGAAGAGCUGGAGCCGACUGGCACUCAAAGGAUGUUGUGUGGCGGUAUUUCACCUAUUAAUGUUAACGAGGAACAAACAUCAGGUUCCAGUGUUCACCAAACUCAAUGUUUCUUUCAGUUUCAUAUUGUCUCCAGGAUCAUUAUGCAGAUAAGAAAUCAGUUUUGUUUGGGUUUUUAUUUAAGGACUCUUAUGUUUCUCUCUCUGUUGGUUUGCUGAAUUUUAAACUGGAUUGUGGGACGAAGGUGGCGGUAUGGAGCUACCAAAAGAAUAGGAAAUGUUUUCAGCAUCCAGAUGAAAUGGAUUGGAUGAAUGGUGUGCAUCUCUGAGAUGUUUUAGAUGCAGCUGUAAGGUUUGUGUGAAGAACCAGCUGAACUGAUGGUAGCCUUUAUUUUCUGCUGCAUAGUGGAAUAAUAUUUUGUAUAUAUUGUCUUUCUGAAGAUGUUUUAUCAAUAAACUAUUAAAUACCA
Messenger RNA from Xiphophorus maculatus (southern platyfish), 1905 nucleotides. It is a transcript of the gene trnau1apb, whose product is annotated as tRNA selenocysteine 1-associated protein 1-like. NCBI's taxonomy places the organism in Eukaryota, Metazoa, Chordata, Actinopteri, Cyprinodontiformes, Poeciliidae. The record is from RefSeq and is a predicted model, not a curated record. The transcript has 9 exons. Bases 127 to 1164 code for a protein of 345 amino acids. Gene Ontology annotation, molecular function: RNA binding.